Messenger RNA from Anarrhichthys ocellatus (wolf-eel), 7573 nucleotides. RefSeq names its product coagulation factor V (gene f5). Gene Ontology annotation, cellular component: plasma membrane. NCBI's taxonomy places the organism in Eukaryota, Metazoa, Chordata, Actinopteri, Perciformes, Anarhichadidae. The transcript has 25 exons. Bases 167 to 6073 code for a protein of 1968 amino acids. Gene Ontology annotation, molecular function: signaling receptor activity; copper ion binding. The record is from RefSeq and is a predicted model, not a curated record.
UAUGCAGAGACACAGUUCAUUGCCCUGGGACAUAAUGUUUAAAAGCGCAUGUGUGUGUGCGAUUGUGUCAGUCACAGAUAAAGCACGGAGCGGGACCUCUCUGUCAGAUCACAGCUUCUUCACUUUGUAGAGCAGACCGGUUUCACCUGGAGGAUUAACCCCAGAUAUGAGGCUUUGUUCCUGGACUGAAGCUUGGUGUCUCCUGUCUGUCCUGGUUCUUCUGACUGUCCUACAUGUCAAAGCCGACCAGCAGCAGCCCAAGGAGAGACACUAUUACAUCGCUGCUGUGGAGAUAGACUGGAACUACUCUGGCAAUGACACACACGGGUUUGGUCCCACCUAUAAGAAAGUGGUCUUUCGGGAGUAUGACAAAGACUUCCGACAGGCGAAGACUCAUCCCUCCUGGUUAGGUCUACUUGGACCCACGCUGAGGGCUCAGGAGAACGAGACCAUUGUCGUCACUUUCCGAAACAUGGCCACCGGACCGCACAGCAUCCACCCACACGGGGUCGCUUACGGCAAACAGUCGGAGGGGGCCAACUACUUUGACAACACGUCACAGAAAGAGAAAGAGGAUGACGUGGUGCAGCCUAACGGGGAGCACGUUUACUACUGGGAGGUGACAUCAGAUGUUUCUCCACAGCCAAAUGACCCCACCUGUAUCACCUACACCUACGUCUCCCACAUAAAUGUUGUCGAGGACUACAACUCGGGCCUCAUUGGUACUUUACUCAUCUGCAAGCCUGGCAGUCUGGAUGAGUCGGGGCAGCAGGUCGGCGUCCACCAGGAGUAUGUGUUCCUCUUUGGGGUUUUUGAUGAGAGGGAGAGCAAGUACGAACCAAACAAACAUGCCAACCAUGUGAAGUACACCAUCAACGGAUACGCAAUGGGAUCGCUACCUGAUGUGAGUGUGUGUGCCUACGCCUCUGUGAGCCUGCAUCUGGUGGGUAUGAGCUCAGAGCCCGAGGUAUUCUCAGUGCACAUGAACGGCCAGGUGCUGCGGCAGACCGGGCAUAAAGUGUCAUCGGUGGGCCUCAUCAGCGGCUCCACCGCCACCGCCAGCAUGGUGGCUCUCCACGCAGGCCGCUGGCUGCUCUCCUCCCACACCAUCAAGCACAUGGAGGCUGGCAUGCAUGGUUUCGUGGAUGUGAAAAAGUGUGACGGCUUCAAAGCACCGCAGCGAAGGAUGACCAUCGAACAAAAACGAAACAGCAUGGUGUGGACAUACUACAUAGCUGCUGAGGAAAUUAUCUGGGACUAUGCACCUAAUAUGCAAGAACACAUUGACGGGGACUUCAAGUUCCAGUACCUGAGACAGUCACCAACACGAGUCGGUGGGAAGUACAAGAAGGCGGUGUACACGCUGUACAAAAACGAGUCAUUCACUGAGAGGUUGGAGUCCAAGCAAAGGAAAAAUGAGCUCGGGAUCUUGGGCCCAGUGAUCAGAGCGCAAAUCAGAGAUAUCGUCAAGAUUGUUUUUAAGAACAAGGCCUCCAGGCCCUACAGUAUCUAUCCACAUGGACUGACGAUAGAGAAGUCAGAUGAGGGAGUCAACUACCCAGCAGGAGGCAACCAUUCUCAUGGUGUUCAGCCAGGUGAGACACACACCUACACCUGGAAAGUGGUCGACGAGGAUGAGCCCUUUGACGAGGACUCUCGAUGUUUGACACGACUGUACCACAGCGCAGUGGACACGCCACGCGACAUCGCCUCAGGACUGAUAGGACAAAUCCUCAUCUGCAAGAGUCAGUCCCUCAAUAUCAGGGGUGUGCAGCUGAAAGCAGACAAGGAGCAGCAUGCAAUGUUGGCUGUGUUCGAUGAGAACAAGAGCUGGUACGUGGAUGACAACAUCCGCCAAUAUUGCGAUCGAUCCAAAGUUAACAAGGCAGACCCGGACUUUUAUAAGUCCAAUGUCAUGCACACAAUUAACGGUUACGUGUUCGAGAGCGGCCCGCCCCUGGGCUUCUGCAACGGUGAGAUCGUGACAUGGCACAUGUCCAGCAUUGGAGCACAAGACUACAUCCAGACAGUUACUUUCUACGGCCAUACAUUUGAGCUGAACGGGCGGACAGAGGACUUCCUCAGCCUCUACCCGAUGAGCGGAGAGACCAUAACUAUGAAGAUGGACAACAUUGGUGUCUGGCUCAUGGCUUCCCUGAAUUCCCACGAGACAACCAAAGGAGAGCGCGUAAAGUUUCAGGAUGUUGAGUGCUAUCGUGACCACCAGUAUGAGUACACUGACUAUGACGAUCCAGCAGCGCUCAAAGAAUUUAAAGUGUGGAACCCUCUGAGCUUGGAUGACAUCAAGAAGGAAGAGGAGAAGCCAAAACCUGCAAUAAAGACACAAAAGGAGCCAGACUAUUACACAGACAUGUUUGCAGAUGAAUUAGGUCUCAGGUCUCUGAAGAACCAAUCUGGUAAAUCAGAUGUGGAGCAGCUGGACCUCUCUUUCCUCGACUAUGAUGCUAUUGAUGUGCCUCAUGGAGGUACGAAAAUCACCCUGAAUUUCAAGGAGACGAUUUGGACAGAGGUGGAUGGACUGAACCUUACUGCAGUUAGUUUGCUGAACCAAAGCAUCAGUGAGAACACAACACAUGUGCAGAACACUAGUACACCAUCAACUUUUGGCAAUUCUACUGUGAACACGACUGUUUUUUAUAGCCCAGAUAUAUUACCAAAGAAUGACAGCAUCACUACAAACAGCAGUGUGUUUGUAGUCUCAAGUAUUGAUAAUGCUACAGUGUUAUCAACGGUUGGAAAUGUAUCAACAGAGAUUACCAAUCUUACGGUAACAUUACAAGAAACUGCCAAUCUUACGGAAACUUCAAGAGGUAAUUCAAGUUCCGUCAUGGAGACUGACGGAAUGAAUGUAACCCUGACUGGUGAUAACCAGACUUCUGUGGGCAUGAUGUUGGCGGAGGACUCCGAGGAGAGACUCACCAGAGGGGACGUGUUUUUUUAUUCUGAGCCGCUAACCAAUACCAGCACCAACAGUCUCCACAGUACACUAGAGGGCAACGCCACAUCUCUGUCACACAGUGCAGAGAAUAACACAGCAGCUAACCAUGUUAACGUGUCAGCAGAUGAAACAAACCGUUCAUCGUCUAUUCCCACGGCUGAUGUUGGAGAGGUUAACAUCAGCAGCACAGACAGAAGCAACUUUACAAUCUUAGAGUUGGAGGUGGAGAGCACAGACAACAAAACCAGUGACAAUGACUCCCUGAUUGCCGCAGCAGAGCCAGAGUAUUUGAGUUCAUUCGAAGUUCAAAUGAAUUCAUCUGACAUUGUGACUAUCCCAGCCAAUUCCAGCCUUGAAAAUGCAACACACGCUCCGCUCGAAACUGGGCGCUCACAGAAUGUCACAGCGAAUGUAUCCAGAUCAAAUUCAUCAGAGGAGAUUAGUUCAGAGAGUAGGGAGAAUCUCACAGCUCAUCUUGGUGAGUUGAACCACACAUCCUCUUCAGAAAGUUUCUCCAAUGAGACUGAUCUGUCCCUCUCCAGCGAUGCAGAAAGAAAGAGCGAUUCUGAGGAGAUAAGUGCCUCAGACAUCAAUGAAGAAGUGCUGAUCUUCCUUUCAGAAAACAAAACAGAGGCGAUAAAAACCACCUCCGUUAAAACGCAGGGGCACAACUGGACUUAUGAGGGAACUCACCAAAUGGAAACCGUGGAGAUUUCUGACGACAUGAUGAAAUAUUUGGGGCGAGAAACCCCUCAAACAACGCCAACCCCGAAAAAGAAGACCAGGAGGGUGAACUUCCGACAAUGGCCCAACAAGGGCGAAGGCAUGAAAACAAAGAAGAGGAAGGAAUUCAAACCUCAGUCCAGGAGUGGCCAACCGUUCUCUCCUCGUGGGUUCAAUCCAGGCAUGACCCCGCGCGGGUCACGACCUCUUUCACCGCAGCCCGUCCAUGAUGAGAUGGAGCUCAUCAACAUGCCCAUUGUCAUCGGUGUGCCCCGGCCCGAUUUCAGUGACUACGAGCUGUACCUUCCUGGGGACGAACCAGAUCAUCUAGACCUAGAGGUGGAAAAUGUGAACGCAGAUGAAUACGAGUAUGUGACCUACAUGGACCCCUACAGCGAUCAUGACGACAUCAAGAAUCUAAACCUGGAUGACACCACCAAAUACUACUUAAAACUCUCAGGCCCGAAUGUCAAGACUUAUUUCAUUGCUGCAGAGGAGGUCGAGUGGGACUAUAGUGGCUACGGACAGAGGAGACAAGACAAGUCACAACUAAACAGCAGAGAAACUCAGUUCAACAAGGUGGUUUUCCGAGGGUACAUGGACAGCAGCUUCAGCACACCUGACAUCCGUGGAGAGAUGGAUGAGCAUCUAGGCAUCCUGGGACCUGUCAUCAAGGCGGAGGUUGGACAAAGCAUCAUGGUGGUGUUUAGGAACAAAGCCAAGCGUCCGUUCUCCUUACACCCAAAUGGGGUUUCCUAUACCAAGCAGACCGAGGGUCUGUCCUAUGAGGAUGGCUCUAAGUACUGGUAUAAAUAUGACAAUGAGGUUCAACCCAAUACCACCUUCACAUAUAUAUGGAAGGUUCCUGCCUCGGUUGGGCCAGUUGCAGAUGAGUCUCAAUGUCGGACUUGGGCCUACUAUUCAGGUGUCAAUCCUGAAAGGGAUAUCCACUCUGGCUUGAUUGGGCCUUUGUUGGUGUGUCGAGAGGGCACCCUGGACAACAACGAACCAGACAUGAGGGAGUUCACGCUGCUUUUCAUGACCUUCGAUGAGUCGCAGAGCUGGUACUACGAGGAGAACCACGAGAUGAUGCAAAGGAAGAACCGAAGGAGAGCUAUGGACCACAACUUAAAGGAGAACCUCAAAUUCCACUCCAUCAAUGGCAUCAUACACAACCUGAAGGGCCUGAGGAUGUACACUAACCAGCUGGUGUGCUGGUACCUGAUCAACAUGGGUUCUCCCAAAGACUUUCAGAGCAUCCACUUCCACGGACAGACGUUCCUCCACAAGAAGAUCACCAGCUACAGACAGGCCGUCUACCCACUGCUGCCUGGGAGCUUUGCCACUCUGGAGAUGUACCCAUCCAAACCUGGCCUGUGGCAGCUGGAGACAGAAGUUGGUUUCAACCAACAGAAGGGCAUGCAGACCCUCUUUCUGGUUCUAGAUAACGACUGCUACCGCCCGCUGGGCUUAGAAUCCGGCAGCGUGAAAGACGACCAGAUCACAGCAAUCAACACUAGAGGAUACUGGGAGCCCCAUCUUGCCAGAUUGAACAAUAACGGUAAAUUCAACGCAUGGAGCACAGACCAGAACAAAAGCUGGAUUCAGGUGGACUUCCAGAGGCCAGUUGUGCUCAGCCAGGUGGCCACGCAGGGAGCCAGGCAGCUAUUCCAAACCCAGUUUGUGGUCAAGUACUCUAUCUCCUACAGCACCGACCGCCGGAAGUGGAUCUUCUAUAAGGGCGACAGCAGGGACCUCAGGAAGGUAUUCACUGGGAACCAGGAAGCCUUUGAGACAAAAAGAAACACCUUCUUUCCUCCUAUGAUUGGACGGUUCAUCAGGCUACACCCCAUCGACUGGUACAACAAGGCCACAGUCCGCAUGGAGUUCUACGGCUGUGAGCUUGAUGGCUGCUCGGUGCCUCUGGGGAUGGAGAGCAGACUGAUUGAAGACCAUCUCAUCACAGCCAGCACCACAGCCUCCAGCUGGUACUCUGGACCCUGGAAACCUUCUCUUGCACGCCUCAACAAACAGGGCACCAUCAAUGCAUGGCAGGCCAAGCAUCGUGACAUGAACCAGUGGCUUCAGGUGGAGCUGCUCCAAAUCAAGAAGAUCACAGGUAUCAUAACACAAGGAGCCAAGUCUCUGGGGAAAGAGAUGUAUGUCAUGUCCUACACUCUGCAGUACAGCAACAAUGGCAUUCACUGGAGGCAGUACACAGAUGAUGACAGCGUCCCUUUCAAGACUUUCUUGGGAAAUACAAAUAACAACGACCACGUGAAGAACUACAUCUACCCUCCUAUUUUCUCCCGCUUCAUCCGAAUCAUCCCCAGAAGCUGGCAGAACUCCAUCACCAUGAGAAUAGAACUACUGGGCUGUGAAUUUGAGUGACACACACACUGGUACACACAGAUACAUGCAUACCAAAUGAUGAAGGGUCAAAUCAACCAUGCACAUGUACAUGUAAGUAAAAACACACAUGUAGUGUACGCCCAGACAUUUACUACACAUCCAUUCCCACACAUAGGAACAUGUAUAGAGGAUACUACAUGCAUACAUAGUAUAUCACAGCCCUCGUGUGCAGCAAAAAACAAGAACAUAAGUGCAUCUACUUCUCAAGCCAAAACUCAUACCAUGUGCAAAGUGCAAAGUGUUUUAUUAAAGCAAAUAUAUGCCUAGUUAAAAUCAAAUAUAAAACUCAUUGGUAAGUGAAAUACGUAUGAAUAAUCUUAACCCUUUUGUCAAUAGUUUUAUGUAUUUUCUAAUUACUAGUUGUAUUCUAAGCUGUUCUGUGGCAUUUUCUCCCUCACAAAUGACAACGAAUGAAUGUAAAUAUGUAAGUAGAGAUCAUGUAAUUUAUUUUUUAACAAAUAUGAUUACUAUUCUUACUUUUCGGUGUCCUACUUUGUGAGGCAUGAAGACAUAAAUGAGUGGAUUCUGUUUGACUUGAUGUCCCACUUACGAGUAACACCGAUAUCUUCUCGUGGUGUCUCGAAGGUGUCACUUUCGGCACCUCCGCUGAUGCCAGGCCCCUCGUUAAGCAGCAGCUAAGGGCCUCCAGAGUCAACAGACACGUGCAGCUGCAAACACAUGGCAUGUUUACCCAUUUGCUGAUCGUGUUAAAGUGGGCACCGGAGGUGUGAAAGUCUCAGCAUGGCCGUCGUGCAUGCUACUGAUGUGUGAAGACAAAUGAACUCACAGAGAUCUUUACUGGACAACUGGCUGUCCGGGGCUCUGGGGAAACUGUCGACCCACGUCUGAGAAACAAGUGACCUAUGUAGUUAAACAUAAGACAAACAAUAUGGUGCAGAAGUUCAGGGAAAGACUGGUGAGGACUUUCUCGGGAUGAAGAAAGUUCUUGUUAGAACGCACCUGAUGGGAGAGGAAAGGACAUGCUGUAAAUAUAGGCUCUCUGACCGCUUUAACCAUGAAAGUUGCAAAACAUUCAGCAUGAAUAAACCAAAGUUCAAAACAUCCGAUUGAUUGCAGUUGUGACAGCACACCACCAGAUGUCGCUCCAGCUUCAUCUUUGCUGAAGAUCAGCCCUGGACAAAAUAUUUUCAUGUCUGCGUGAUAAAGUUUUGUGUGAUUGACCUCCACCUGGUAACAUCAGUGGAGAUCACGUACAGAUCCAAAUGACUUCAGACCUUCAAGGUCCGGUCUGAGUACAGUGCAGUUCUUAGAUUAUGAGUUUUAAAAAAUGUGGCAUGUAACCUAAAUAUAAAUACAAAUAUUGUGCUUUUAAAAUAUAUGAACUUACUUAUAAUUGCAUUCAAAGGCUCAUACAUCUUAAGAUAAUAAAAGCAUGUGAACUCUCGUUUUUUUUUGCUCCUAUACAAAUAUGCUACUGAAAAACAUCAAUUAAUGUGAAAUCAUUACUUCCUAACUGAG